AUGGGAAUUGAAGUCGCCGAGAACAAGGUGUCCACGAGGAACACCAGUCAGAACGCCAUUGAUGGCAGAGGGGGACUGGAAGCCCGCCGGGCAGUACACGUUAACUACAGCCACGGAUCUGUUAUCUCGGAGCGUAAGCUGAACUGCAAGGCACUCAAUGGCACAAAAUGCCCUGUACAAGAAGAUAGUACCUUUCGAAACGAGGGUAAUAAUUAUUUUACGCUUCGGUCCAAUGAAUGCCAAGAGACGGAGGAAGAAGAGGUAGAAGAAUCGCUCGCGCAGUUUUUCGUUCUCAGCUCUGCGCUGGUGUCUAGCAACGAUCCACUUAAAGGAACCAUACACUCAGGAACCACCACAAUGGACGGGCAAAGGUCGACUGCUGCGCAGAGCGGCGCCUGCAGCCCUGCUCUGGACACGUACUUGGGUCACCGACUGUCCCAAUGGGAGAGCUCCGGCUCCAUUAUAGAGAAGCUGGAAUAUGUGUCUGUCGACCGGCCAGCGUUCCAGGAUACCUCCCGAUCACGCAACCUAUCUUCGUGCGAACUCCCGGCAUCUGUGUCCAGGCUCUCUCCAACAACACAACAACCCAGAGAUUACUCCACAGGACAUGCGACAUAUUACGUCCUCAUCGCCCUCGUGAUAAUCGUGACCUUACUUUUUUUCCUAUAUUACCUAUUGCGUGACACGGGCAAAGAGGCGCACACCGUGAAGGCCAAGUGGGGCACCUACCGCGGAUUCAGGGAGGAGUUUGACGGACUGCCAGUAUUCACGUUUCUGGGCAUUCGCUUUGGCAAGAACACAACAGGGUCGCUCCGAUUCAAACGGCCGUAUGCAGUGGAGUACCUAGAUGACGUUCCAACCACCGACGCCACUCACCAGAAGUUGCCUUGUACUCAAGCGUCAAUGACGCCUUGGCUUGAGGAAGGUCGAACACCCAAGGAAACGUCAGAAGAUUGCCUUCAUUUGAAUCUCUGGACUCCAUCUUUGCCUGGAAGGAGCCAAGGGGGAAAGACUGUUUUGGUCUUCUUUUACGGUUACGCAUUUAAGUGGGGCUCCAAUCAGGACUACAAUGCGUCACCCUUGUGUGCCCUCGGCGAUGUCAUAGUGGUUGUGCCCAAUUAUCGGCUGCACGCUCUCGGAUUUCUUGGAGAUGGCUCAGACGACGCUCCAGGGAACGUGGCCUUGCACGACCAGCUCCUGGCUCUUGACUGGGUGCGUCAGAACAUUGUGUUCUUUGGUGGAAACACUUCAUCUAUUGUCCUGCAUGGCUAUGAGGCCGGUGCAGUGGCUAUUGGCUAUCACAUGGUGUCACCCGUGGAUACCUGGGUGAAGACUCUCUCCAGACUAAUUUUGCAAAGCGGUUCUCUGUACCGCCCGACGAAGAGAAAUGCAUACCCUUCAGAAGUAAUGGAAUUGCUCGGUUGUGCACGAGGUGGGUGGCCCUGUCUUCGGACUUUAAAAGAAGCCAUGUACAAGUCCCCUAGCAUCUACCAGAACAUGGACUUCGGGCCAUCAUUCAUGUUUCCAUACCUGCCGGAGAACCUUAGUAGCUUGAUCCGGAACCAUCCCCUAAGAGGAAAGCAGGUCCUGUUGGGAAACGUAUUGGACGAAGGCAGAUACCAAGUGGAACUACACCAGCAAGAGAUGAAAACUGUAAUGGACAUGGUCUCCGAUCCUCUGCUCACCCUCUUCGUGAACGAAGAAAUGAAAUCUGUGGGAGUGCGUGACUUCGAUUCCCUUCGCCGUCUCUACGCCAAUGACUCAGAGUGGAACAGAGAAGAUCAAGGAAACGAAGUCGCGAAGGUCAUCUACGCUGACGUUCUCUUCAACUGCCCUGUCCAGUACUUGGCUGAACAUCUGGCGUCUCACGGAAGCACUGCAUACAUGUACGUAUGGGCUCACAAACCAUCUUUUGGACCCUGGGCACGAGAUAGCUUUGGACCCGUGGGAUACGAUGACCUGGCUUUCGUCUUCGGCAAACCCCUACUUGGCGGGAGUUCAACGUCCGAUGAACGGAACCUCAGUCGCAGGACGAUAGAACUUUUCAGCAACUUUGCAAAGACUGGGUCCCUUCCGCAAGUCGAUGGUCAGUCCUGGCCUGAGUACACAAAGGCUAAUCGUAGCUCCGUGGAGAUCAAGCUCAACGGACUGCAGCAGAAGCAUCGCCUGCUGGAGUCCGAGUGCGAAAACAUACGCAAAUAUGUUUCCAACUGAAAUCCCCCCUAAUUUCUCCCAAUAUAUAUGCCCCAAAUGA
Messenger RNA from Ornithodoros turicata, 2254 nucleotides. Its product is annotated as acetylcholinesterase-1-like. The coding region runs from base 1 to 2214 and encodes 737 amino acids. Gene Ontology annotation, biological process: choline metabolic process; acetylcholine catabolic process. Gene Ontology annotation, cellular component: plasma membrane. Gene Ontology annotation, molecular function: acetylcholinesterase activity. The transcript is spliced from 10 exons. NCBI's taxonomy places the organism in Eukaryota, Metazoa, Arthropoda, Arachnida, Ixodida, Argasidae. The record is from RefSeq and is a predicted model, not a curated record.